Molecule: messenger RNA, 2440 nt
Organism: Acomys russatus (golden spiny mouse)
Lineage: Eukaryota; Metazoa; Chordata; Mammalia; Rodentia; Muridae
Gene: Pias3
Product: protein inhibitor of activated STAT 3
Exons: 14
Coding region: 170-2032 (620 amino acids)
Biological process (GO): regulation of transcription by RNA polymerase II; protein sumoylation
Molecular function (GO): transcription coregulator activity; SUMO ligase activity; zinc ion binding
Source: RefSeq, a predicted model, not a curated record
UCCCCGGGAGGGGGCGGCCCCAGCAGCAAGGCUAGGCCGGGCGGAGCUCUGGCCCGGGCGGAGCUGUGGCUGCAGCCUCCAGCUGCCGGACCGAACUCCAGCCGAGCGGACUGCGGGAGCGGCGCAAGCCCUUUCCGCACUGGGGCCCACCCCUGCAACUCUGCAGCACAUGGUGAUGAGUUUCCGAGUGUCUGAGCUCCAGGUGCUCCUUGGCUUCGCUGGCCGAAACAAGAGUGGGCGAAAACACGAGCUCCUGGCCAAGGCCCUGCACCUCCUCAAGUCUAGCUGUGCCCCCAGUGUCCAGAUGAAGAUCAAAGAACUGUACCGCCGGCGAUUUCCCCGGAAGACCCUGGGGCCCUCUGAUCUUUCCCUAUUGUCUUUACCCCCUGGCACCUCUCCUGUAGGCUCCCCUGGCCCCCUAGCGCCCAUUCCUCCCACUCUUCUAACCCCUGGCACCUUGCUGGGCCCUAAGCGUGAGGCGGACAUGCGCCCUCCUCUGCCCCAGCCCGUGCACCCUGACGUCACCAUGAAACCACUGGCCUUCUACGAAGUCUAUGGGGAGCUCAUCCGGCCUACCACCCUCGCAUCCACAUCCAGCCAGAGGUUUGAGGAAGCGCACUUUACCUUUGCGCUUACUCCCCAGCAGGUGCAGCAGAUUCUCACAUCCAGGGAGGUUCUGCCAGGAGCCAAGUGCGAUUACACCAUACAAGUGCAGCUGAGGUUCUGUCUCUGUGAGACUAGCUGCCCCCAGGAGGACUAUUUCCCCCCUAACCUCUUUGUCAAGGUUAAUGGGAAACUCUGCCCACUGCCGGGCUACCUCCCCCCAACCAAGAACGGAGCUGAGCCCAAGAGGCCCAGCCGUCCCAUCAACAUCACGCCGCUGGCUCGGCUCUCAGCCACCGUUCCUAACACCGUGGUGGUAAACUGGUCAUCUGAGUUUGGACGGAAUUACUCCUUGUCUGUGUACCUGGUGAGGCAGUUGACUGCGGGGACCCUUCUACAAAAACUCAGAGCAAAGGGUAUCCGGAACCCAGACCAUUCCCGGGCACUGAUCAAGGAGAAAUUGACGGCUGACCCUGACAGUGAGGUGGCUACUACAAGUCUCCGGGUGUCACUCAUGUGCCCGCUAGGGAAGAUGCGCCUGACCGUCCCAUGCCGCGCCCUCACCUGUGCCCACCUGCAGAGCUUCGAUGCUGCCCUUUAUCUACAGAUGAAUGAGAAGAAGCCAACGUGGACAUGCCCUGUGUGUGACAAGAAGGCUCCCUAUGAGUCUCUUAUUAUUGAUGGUUUAUUCAUGGAAAUUCUUAACUCCUGCUCGGAUUGUGAUGAGAUCCAGUUCAUGGAGGAUGGAUCCUGGUGUCCAAUGAAACCCAAGAAGGAGGCAUCUGAGGUUUGCCCCCCGCCAGGGUAUGGGCUGGAUGGCCUCCAGUAUAGCCCAGUCCAGGACGGAAAUGCAUCAGAGCAAAAGAAGAAGGUUGAAGUCAUCGACUUGACACUCGAAAGCUCAUCCGAUGAGGAAGAUGUACCCCCCACCAAGAAGCACUGCCCCGUCACCUCAGUGGCCAUUCCAGCCCUUUCUGGAAGCAAAGGAGUCCUGACAUCCGGUCACCAGCCAUCCUCGGUGCUACGGAGCCCUGCAGUGGGCACCCUGGGCAGUGACUUCCUGUCUAGUCUCCCACUACAUGAGUACCCACCUGCCUUUCCACUGGGGGCUGACAUCCAAGGUCUAGAUUUAUUUUCUUUCCUUCAGACUGAGAGUCAGCACUACGGUCCUUCUGUCAUCACUUCGCUAGACGAACAGGACACCCUUGGCCACUUUUUCCAGUACCGAGGAACCCCUUCCCACUUCCUGGGCCCACUGGCCCAGACCUUGGGGAGCUCCCACCGCAGCAGUUCCACUCCGGUGCCACCUCCUGGUCGUGUCAGCAGUAUUGUGGCUCCUGGGAGUUCCUUGAGGGAAGGGCAUGGAGGACCUCUGCCUUCAGGUCCCUCCUUGAGUGGCUGUCGGUCAGAUGUCAUUUCCUUGGACUGAGCUGCUGGGAUUCUGAAAUCUUCACUGGCCCCCCAGCACUGAGCAGAUAUGCUGUGGGUUCCCAACCCUGGCUGCUCUGAUCCCUCCAGGGGUCUUUGGCUAAAGGCCAGGCCAGACCUCCAUGGUUACCUGCUUUUGGCCUUAUCUCUGCCUAACAAGGCCAGUACUCAAAGGGUUAACAUUUAACCUUUUUUAAAAGGUCAGGGGUCUGUUUUUGGAAGUGUUCUUGAUGGUGGCACAUUCCUUUGGGUUUGGUAACCUAGGCAGUGGGAGGCAGAGGGAAGGAUAGGACCUGAGGGAAGGGGGUGGUCCUCAGCCUGGACCAGAUCUACAGCCUCUUGGGGAAAGGACACUUUCCCUUCCCAAACCCAAAUGCCUGUUCUUUUAUGUCUGUUCCAUUCUCUGUGG